CCAACGCUGAUUGGAGGAGAGCAGAGGGAAGGGCGGAAAUAUAGGGCCGACCGAACCGUGGAGCAGUCAGUAAAGAACCGAGCUGUACGCGGAGAGACAAUACAAGUGAUAAACGGGAGGAACUUGUCGGACUAUACCGGGAGACAACAAAACAAAACACGGAGAGACUUGAGGAAAAGAAGAAACACUAACUCGCCGCACUGGUUUUAAAAUCUCUGCGAAGCCAACGUUCAAACGACUGUUAUUUUUCGAAGUCACGGUACCUAAAAUGAGAACCAUGCUGAGUAUCUGCCUCGUGCUCGUUCUGUCGGCCUCAGCUCUGUCAGAGUCGCAGGUGAGGGAGACGGAGACGUGGAUGCCCAUGAAGACCACGCAGACGGUCGCCAUGUCGACGCGCCACAACAGCAUGGAGUCCUCAGGGGACUCGCCCAACGGCUCCGACUUUGGCUUCACAAACGGUGAAGACGAUGAAACGGAGUAUGGCGAUGAGGAGGAGGAAGACGAAGAAGACGACUACAAUGAGUUCUCCGGGUCCGGGGACGGAGUAACCACUGUGUCGCCUCUGGGGGAGUCCAAGCCGUCUGUUCAGCCCGACGUCAACGACAACAAGAUCCCGGAGGUGCGGUCUCCGACGAGACCGGCUGUGGACCAGGAGGACACCGUCAAGGGCGACAACGAGAUCCCAACGCUGACGAAGGAGGCAGAGUCCCCCAACGAGCACCCGUCCAACGUCCUCAUGGCCCAUGCCGGGGACGACAGCAUCUUCGCCAAGACGGAGGUCUUCGCAGCUCUGAUCGCGGGCGGCGCCGUCGGCCUGAUGUUAGCCGUGCUCUUGAUCCUCCUCCUCAUCUACCGCAUGAAGAAGAAGGACGAGGGCAGCUACGACCUGGGGAAGAAGCCCAUCUACAAGAAAGCCCCCACCACAGAGAUCUACGCAUAGAAGCGCGCACACACACACACACACACACACACACACACACACACACACACACCUGAACCCCUUAAGAAGCCAAUCAGCCUCACAGUGCCUCGCCAUCAUCUUCAUCGUACCUCCUCACCUUGGCGCGGCGCUCGUUGUCUGGAGAGAAGCCCCGACCACGCCAGCGAUUGACUGACUCCUCCCACCUGAUGCUUACUUUUGUUGCCGGCGCGUCCCACUCCCGGCCAAUCGGAGGUUCUGUUUGGGGCUUCUCCCCGUUUUCGUUUUUGUCCAAUCAGAGGAACAUGUUUAGAGAAGAAAAAAAAAGAGAAACAAACUACAGAAGGUACAAGUGAGGACUUCCAGCCCCCCCCCCCCCCCUCCUGUUAAAAACACUAAACGCUGUGCAAUGAUUCUAUGUCUCGGUACGGUAAAGUCCGGUUAUUUAUUUUACCCUCUGUGAUCCUCCUUUAGAGAAAAAUGACCUAUGUGAAUGCUUUUUAUUGCAAUUUUGUUUUCUUUUUUUUUCUUUAAGAACUCCUUGUAAUGCAGAGAGAUUGCCUUUAUUUUCUAUUAAAGAUUCCUUCAUGACAGGAAGUGAGCUCAA
Molecule: messenger RNA, 1526 nt
Organism: Pungitius pungitius (ninespine stickleback)
Lineage: Eukaryota; Metazoa; Chordata; Actinopteri; Perciformes; Gasterosteidae
Gene: sdc4
Product: syndecan 4
Exons: 5
Coding region: 269-940 (223 amino acids)
Biological process (GO): cell migration
Cellular component (GO): membrane; cell surface
Source: RefSeq, a predicted model, not a curated record